AGUUAACGCUCGCACAAGUGCGUUGUUGCGUCCGCUCGCGCUUUCUCACGCGCAGUCAAUGGAGUCGCUGCGUGUUUAUGGAAUUACUGACAUUUAUGAAAACUCAUUAAUAGAUCGGUUUGUGAUAAUCAAUCUCGAUGGUUUAUAAUCGGAUUCCAGCGGUAGUUUAAUGACAGUAAGACGCUCAUAGGCGUGUUUAACACGGCGUUAAGAUUCACUGCGGCCUGACGAUUACAUCUCCAUUAUUAAAAUAUUAAAACAUUGUCAUACUUUAGUUUUCAGUCAUAAAUUAAGUGCGUGGACUCAUGUAAAUAUGGCACAAGAGGGAGCGGUUGCGAUGCAGCAGAUUGUGGACAGGAGUUGUUGGGUGUGUUUUGCCACAGAUGAGGAUGACCGUACGGCGGAGUGGGUGCGUCCGUGCCGCUGCCGUGGUUCGACUAAAUGGGUUCAUCAGUCUUGUCUUCAGCGCUGGGUUGAUGAGAAACAGAGGGGCAACAGCACCGCACGCGUUGCCUGCCCACAAUGCAAUGCUGAAUACCUCAUCGUGUUCCCUAAGCUUGGGCCGGUGGUGUAUGUGCUGGAUCUGGCAGACAGGUUGAUCUCGAAGGCCUGUCCGUUUGCUGCUGCUGGUAUCAUGGUGGGAUCCAUUUACUGGACGGCUGUCACAUACGGCGCCGUCACAGUCAUGCAGGUUGUGGGUCACAAGGAAGGUCUGGAUGUGAUGGAACGGGCCGAUCCUCUCUUCUUGUUGAUUGGCCUGCCCACCAUCCCAGUUAUGCUAAUUCUAGGGAAGAUGAUUCGCUGGGAGGAUUAUGUGCUCCGCCUCUGGAGGAAAUACUCCAAUAAGCUUCAGAUCCUUAACAGCAUCUUUCCAGGUAUUGGCUGCCCAGUGCCGAGGAUCCCGGCGGAGGCCAGUCCGCUGGCCGAUCACGUGUCAGCCACACGCAUUCUGUGCGGCGCCCUCGUGUUCCCCACCAUCGCCACCAUCGUGGGUAAACUGAUGUUCAGCAGCGUCAACUCAAACCUUCAGAGGACCAUUCUGGGUGGCAUAGCGUUUGUGGCUAUUAAAGGGGCGUUCAAGGUUUAUUUCAAGCAGCAGCAGUAUCUCCGACAAGCUCAUCGCAAGAUCCUCAAUUUCCCUGAGACGGAGGAGGCCUGAGCUCAUCAUCAAACCUCUGUUCGAUUCCAUCCACGACAUUUUGAUUUCACGCAGCUUUGAGGGACACUACAGGACAUUGACGCUGGAUUUGGUUUUCUGUUUUUUUGUGAAUGCGACUAUUACGUUUGGCAUUUGAAUAGUGACUCUUUAAUCAGACCUGGGAGUGCGUUACUCAUUUUAUGGGAUUUGACAUUUUAAGAAAGAAAUAAAUAUUGAAAGGUUUUAUAUUAAUAAGUGGCUGUUUUACAUUGAAUUAGAAAUGUUCAGGUGAAUCACUAUCUUUCAAAUGAAUCUUUAAAGCAUGCAAAAGACGACGUGCCGUUUCACAUGAAGCACUUUCUUCCUUCAUUAACAAUUCGACUAGUGAAUGCAAUAUUCAGUUCUAAAGGCAAACUAAUAAUCUUCUAAAACAACUUUUUUUAUGUGGUCUUCUCGGAUGAAUUUCCCCAUUUCCUGUUAUAUUUCACGCCAAAAUCGAAAGAAAUAAGUUGCUUUGCAAGAAAAAAGCAAGCAAGUCUGGACACAGUGAUUUUUGUUUCAAUUUUAAAUCAAUUUAGUACGUAUAUACUGUUAAAAUUAUACAAAUUGAAAAUUUAUUUUGUAUGAAAUUAAGUUUUUCUUUUUUCAAAUUAUGUAAAAAAUUUCACAAAUCAAAAAAUCUUUUUUUAAAAAUGCAAAAUCAAUAUUUAAUGGGGUGAAACAUGACAGCAUUUGUGAAAUUCACCGUCUUGCCUGCCUUCACAUAGUUUAAGCGAUCAUGUUUCAUUUCUAUCUUUGUGAUGUUGAUGUCUGAGUUUCAGGGAGUCAGUCUGUUAAGGGCCCUGUAGAAUCCAGUGUUUGCUCCUUAAUUGAUCACUCUAUUAAUACAUUAUGGUUCCUGAUGCCUCAUAACUGCUGUUAAUAAACCUGUUUCAUAAUAUAUUCCCAGAAAUAAAUAGUCAUGUAGAACAGUGAACUUUAAGAGUAUUAGUGGCCUUUUUAUUACACCAAGACAAAAUAUAUCUCUUAAAGGUUACAUGGUUCAAAUAGACAGGUUUAUUUGGUGAACAUGCCAUUUUUUUCUGAAUCGUUGUUUUAUGACUUGUAAUUCACGUAGCGCAUCUGUUUUAUCUCCAGCGAUCAGCUAUUAUAAUAUGGAUGAAAUUGGGAGAAAACAGUAUAUAAUGACAGUGGCAGUGCAUACUAGUAUUGUUUUGUAAUGCAGUAUUACACUACAGUGGGAGUUUGUGAUGAAACAUCUUCCAGUGGGCAGUGAGAGACUUGUGUAAAUAACUCGGCUUAACACCUAACUGUCAGAGUGCUAUUAGAGUUCAAAUACAUCAUUACAGCUUUUAAUGAUAGGCGUAACCCUGAAAGAACAUGUUUAAGGGUGACGUAGUUGCUAAGAAAUAGUGUUUAGCUACACCAACUGCAAGACUAACAGUAGCAGAUGAGUUUUUCUGUUGGCUAAAAUGAUUUUAAAUUCUCACUUCCUUUUCAGCAUCUACUUGUGCUGUAUAAUAUCAGUGGGGUAUGUGUGAUGUCUCCUGUUGUACAGAUGAAGCACAAUGCCAAAUGCAUUGCAAGAUGCGUUGUACAGAUGCAGCUUCUGAAUUCAUAGUUUCUUGGUUGAGUUAUGUAAAUAAAUGUAUUUUUCCAAAGCCUGA
Messenger RNA from Cyprinus carpio (common carp), 2805 nucleotides. RefSeq names its product E3 ubiquitin-protein ligase MARCHF5. The record is from RefSeq and is a predicted model, not a curated record. Gene Ontology annotation, molecular function: zinc ion binding. NCBI's taxonomy places the organism in Eukaryota, Metazoa, Chordata, Actinopteri, Cypriniformes, Cyprinidae.